Messenger RNA from Erythranthe guttata (spotted monkey flower), 3081 nucleotides. Its product is annotated as putative disease resistance protein RGA3. Gene Ontology annotation, molecular function: ADP binding. Lineage: Eukaryota; Viridiplantae; Streptophyta; Magnoliopsida; Lamiales; Phrymaceae. The record is from RefSeq and is a predicted model, not a curated record.
AUCGUUAGUUCCACUGCUUGUCCAGUUUCCAGGCAAGUGGGGGUGACUUUCGAGGCAACCGACGGUGAAUUCUCUUUUCAGCGUUUACUUUGAAAUUCUGAAAAAAAUCAUAGCCAAAAAAAAAAAACUGCAACUUCAUUCAUUUCAGGCCAAAUAUUGAAGAUGGGCGAUUCAUCAUUUGCAUCGGGCUUCAAAACCGGGUUCGGGUCGGCCUUCCUGCAAUUCGCGCUGGAGAGAUUUGCAACAUUCGGUUCUUUCGCCUGGAAAGAAAUAGGUGUGAUAUGGGGCGUUGAGGCCGAGCUCCGCAAGCUGCACAGAACUUUCUUGAAAGCUCGAGAUUUGGUGGACCACAUCGACGGCAGCCCGUUUAGGUUUUCGGGCUGGAGCAGCGCGUGGCAGAUGUGGUUCGAAGACAUGAGAAAGCUUGCCUACGAUGCCGACGCCCUUCUCGACCGAGUCUCCCUGCAUCUCUCCAACUACUGUGCAGAACAAUCGGAAAACAACGCCGCCGCCGCCGCCGCCGCCCGACAAAAUCAGGUCUUCUCGAUGGUGCUUUCGUCUUUUAAAUUCGACCUCCCACGUGAGAUAUCUGCAAUGCAGAAGAAACUCGAGGAGCUCCUCAGAGAAAUGGAGAGUCUGAAUGUGAUUGAGAAGGCCAAAUUUGAUGCUGCCGGUAAAACUGUUUCAACAACUUCGCGUUCAACGGCGUCGUUUGUGGAUGAUAGAAAUGUGGUCGGGAGGGUUCGAGAUAAAGCGUGUCUGGUGCAUUUGCUUACGGGGGAAUGCGAUGUCGAUAAUUUCUCUGUGAUUCCUUUAGUCGGGAUGUGUGGACUUGGCAAAACCACUCUUGCUCGACUCGUAUUCGAUGAUGACACGGUGAGCAGCAGUUUCGGGAAGAAAAUGUGGGUGUCCAUCUCCACGAAUUUCGACGCGGUUAGAAUUACAAAGUCGAUAAUCGAGUGCGUAACGCUUUCUCCUUGCAAUUUAUCGGAUUUGUACUCCCUUCAGAAGGAGCUGCGCAAUUUGUUGCGUGGGGUGAAGUUUUUAUUGGUUCUAGACGACUACUGGAGCGAGAAGCACGACGAUUGGGACAUUCUUUGCUCGCCUUUUAGAUUCGGUUCUAAAGAUAGCAAAAUUGUCGUAACCACGAGAAGUGCUAAAGUCUCGUCAAUCGUGAGCUUUUCCGAAGCAUACAGGUUGAAGAUUUUAUCCGAUGACGACUGUUGGGAGGUGAUUAAACAAAGGGCGGCCACCGGUGCAGAGGCAAGGGCAAGCACAGUCUUGGAAUCAAUUGGCAAACAAAUUGCAACAAAAUGCAAAGGCUUGCCGCUAGUGGCCACGGCACUUGGAAAUAUGCUGCGCCGCAAGUGUACCGAACAAGAAUGGAGUUCCGUAUUAGAGACCGAGUUGUGGGAUUUGCCGCACGACAAAAAUGUAUUUCCUGCUUUGUUGCUCAGUUAUCUGAACCUUCCGCCGCAUUUGCAAAAAUGUUUUGCUUACUGUUCCCUCUUUCCUAAAGAUCACGAGUUUGACGUCGACGAACUCGUACUCUUAUGGAUGGCGGAGGGAUUCAUUCAGCCAAUAGGAGCUAGGAGACUCGAAGAUUUGGGCAGUGAAUACUUCAAUGAUCUACACUCGGCAUCUCUCUUCGAACGGUGUGGAAGCACUUCGAAUCGGAUAAUAUACAAAAUGCACGACCUGAUUCACGACAUGGCUCGAGUUGUCUCGAGAGAUGCAUGCUGCCGCGUGAAAUAUAGUAUGUUAAAGCACUAUCCCUUAUUCGGCAAUGCGUGUCAUUUUUCUUUGCUUCGUGAUGGUAUUCAACCAUCAGCGCGGCUACAAGCAUACCAGAAAAAUGAGAGGUUAAGGACUUUCUUAGUGAUCAGUAAUAAUAUAACUACCGGAGGAGUUAUCGAUCGCCAGUUGUUCUUAUAUUUGCAGUGCCUGAGGGUGCUGGAUUUGAGUCGUCUUGGCCUGAACGAUCUCCCAGAUUCUGUCGAUCGGUUGGAAUAUCUUCGCUAUCUUAACCUCUCUGAAAACCGCAUGUUCCGUCUGCCGGAGUCCAUGUGUAAACUAGUGGCAUUACAAACACUGAAGCUGAAAAAUUGCUCCCAGCUUAUCGAAUUGCCGCAAAAUACGAGGAAUCUCUCAAAUUUACGGCAUCUCGAGCUGGACACAAAAGGCCAGCUUCAGUGCAUGCCACUAGGGUUCGGAAGGUUGACUAGUCUUCAGACUCUUUCUACGUACGUCGUAGGUCGAAAAAAGGGACACGGGAUUGAGGAACUAAAGGAUAUGGAUUGUCUUAGAGGAUCACUCUGCAUAAAGAAUAUCCAAUACGUCUCAAAUGCAACGAGCGCCGAAGAAGCCAAGUUAGGCAUGAAAACAUGCCUAAACAAGCUUGAACUGCAGUGGAUAAAAUUGCCAGCUGGAUCACCGCUCCUUAACCAAAGAAUGAGCGAACAAGCUCAAGUAUUGGCAAAUCUUCAACCUCACGGAAACGUAAGAGAUUUGGUCAUCCAAAACUACUGCGGCGUUAUCUACCCUAAUUGGUUGAGCGAAUCGUGGCGCAAAUUUACGAGUAUUCAUUUGCAAGGGCUUAAAUACUGCGACAGCCUUCCGUCUCUUGGUCAACUUCCGUCUCUCAAAUCUUUUGCUAUCUCGGACAUGCCUCUUUUGCAGUACGUGGACGAUAGAUUCUACGGUACGGGCAAUCAUGUGAAGUUCCCUUCAUUAGAGUCCUUUCAACUUCAUGGUAUGUCAAUGUUGAUACAAUGGAGAAACGCGAGCAAUGCUGACAUGCCCUGCCUGAAUUCUUUCACGAUUGAAGAUUGCCCGAAUCUGAUCAGUUGUCCAACAAUAUUCCAAACUCUCGUGCAGAAUUCGAAUAUCGCUCGAUGCCCACUCCUUCGGUUCCCCUGAAAACUACGAUUGUGAUUGUUGAUGCUUACGGCGACAUGCAGAAUCAAAGGUGGGCUCGCAUAAAAAUCGUCCGUUUAUUAUGUUUAGCACUUGUAAUUUAUAUAUAUACAAAUUUGCCUUUAUAUUUACAUAAAAUUAUCAAAAUGGUAAUUAUUAUUAUUU